ACUCAUUUCAAGAUUAUUGUCAAUUAAAUAAAAAUAAUAACAAUUGUCAAAUUAAUAUUAUUGAAAUUAAUAAUUGUUCAAAUGAAUUAGUACCAUUCUUUUGUGAUUUCAUUAAAGGUAAUAAAAAUUUAUCAACUAUUAAUUUUAAUCAAUCAUUAAAUUUUCAAGAUUAUCAACAAAUUUUAGAAUCGAUUAAUUUCAAUUCAUCAAUUGAUUAUAUUUCUUUAAUUAUUUCAGAAAAUUCACCACAAUUAGAUAAUACAAAUACAAUUUUAAAUUAUAUUUCAAAUUGUAAUUCAAUUUCAAAAUUUAAAUUAACACUUUAUUUUUAUUUUCAAGGUUUUAAAUUAUCAUUAAUUAAUUCAAAUAAUUUUAAUUUAAUUUCAAUUGAGGAUUAUAAACUUUUAUUUUUAAGAAAAUAA
Messenger RNA from Dictyostelium discoideum AX4, 422 nucleotides. RefSeq lists its product as hypothetical. The annotation marks the transcript as partial. NCBI's taxonomy places the organism in Eukaryota, Evosea, Eumycetozoa, Dictyosteliales, Dictyosteliaceae. The record is from RefSeq and is a predicted model, not a curated record. The transcript has a single exon.